AUGCUACACGAAAUUUAUAGAAAACGAAUUAACGUAAGCAAGCAUGAAGAUUGUCUUGUAUCUUGGCAUAAUUCAGUUUUUACUAUUCGUGGAAACAAGUACGUACAUUUAAUGGACUUUUGUUACAAUUUACAAUCUUUAGAGAAAACAAUCGACUUUAGAGAAUUUACCAUUACUGCGAGCUAUGAAAGUCCGUUGCCAAAAAAUUAUCUUGUAAAUUAUGCAGCACAUGGAUUAAAAAAUUUGGAACUUAUGGAAAUGAUUACAAAUCCUGCUUUUUGGCCGCAUAACAAUCAAUUAACCCAAGAAAUGACAAACAUUGUAGCAUACAAAUGGUCUCCAGAUAAUCUUAUAAAUAAUAAUGAAAGUUUAUUGGCAACUGUCAACAGUGUUGGAAAUGUGGAGUUAUUUGGACCUAAACGACAAGUUUGGGCAAGUGUAAUGAAUUUCUCAAAAGAAAUGAAAGCGUAUUUGGAAAUGGAAUUCAAUAACCUUUACAAUUGUCCUAGAGAGUUCACAGAGUUACAAAAGGUUGUAUACAGUAUACUGACAUCAACAAUUUGCUGGGCACCAAUAUUAAAUCCUGAUAACUCGUGUUACUUAGCAACUGCACAAAAAUCUGGCGAAAUUUUAAUUUGGUGCAUAAAACAAGAUGAUAAUAAUUUUCAAACAAAAUUUUGUGGUAAAGUAAAAAAUAUGAAUGAUUCAGAAAUUGUAACAAUUCUUUGGAUUCCUUUAAAUUGCAAAAGUUUUCUUUUACUCUUUUCUAAUGAAUAUGGAGAAGUUAUGAUUAAUGAAUGUGAAAUAGUAGAAGAAAAAGUUACAUUAUUAAGAGAACAUGUGGUGUGGCCACAUAAAGAUAAAAUGAUAGUCACAUAUCUAGAAUAUACUAAAGAAAAUGGAAAUUUAAUUUUGUUCUUUAAUAAAAAUAGACAUUUAAUAAUGCAGCUAUUUGACAAAUCAUUGAAAUUAUUAUCUCAAUAUGUAGAUAACAUAAAUGAUUAUAAAAUAACUUCCAUUACUAAAAAACAAAAUAUAUUUUAUGUGUGCACAGUUAAUAUGAAGAUUUAUAAAAUAUUUUUUUCAAUUAAUAAUGAUGCAUUAGAAGUAAUGAUAAAACCAUUAGAUAUUAAAGAUGCUUUUUCAACUUAUGAAGUUUAUGGACUUAGUUUUUCUAACAACAAUGCAUUACUGGCACUUACAUUAAUAGACAGAAAACUUUUAUAUAGAGAAAAAACACUUAAAGUUGAUAUAGUCUUCUUAUGUUAUGAAUCUGAUCUAGAAAAUCUAGCAACAAAUAUUAUAAACAAUCCUUCAAAAAAGCUUACUCAGAUAUGGGACAAUAUUGAAUUGUUCAGGUGCAAGGUUAUAAAAGCAAAAAAUCUACCAAAAUUGGAUUAUAAUAAACUAAUAGAAGAUGGCAACCGAGACACAUAUAAAUUAAAAUGCUAUUUAAUUUGUCUUAUUUUUUAUCAUAAUUUAGAAAAAAUAAUGACUUCAAACAAAAAAGAAAUAUUGCCAGAAACAUCUCUUGACAUUAUAAAGGACAAAAUACUUGUAUCUCAAGCUGUAAAAGUUCUCAAAAAUAUUAAUGAAAAACAUGAAAAAGAUAAUCAAUUAAUCGAUUUCGAUAAAGAGUGCUUUGAUUGUAGUAGAAAAUAUUUAUACUUUUAUUGUAAGACUUAUUCAAAAAAUCCAACAGAUUAUGUUCAAGAAAGUAUUCUUAGUUUACCGAGUACAGAUAUUAAAUAUAUAUGCCAAGGUUGUGAUGAAGAACUUACAGACUUUACUUGUCAGUCAGGACAUUUAAAUAUGUUUUGUUCUCUUACUUUUACUCUUAUUGAUAGUGAUAAUUAUAUUGUUUGUAAUAGUUGUGGUGCAACGGCUAGAGCUGAAUUAAUUGACCAAAAGCCAACUUGUGUGUUUUGUGACUUAUAUUUAACAAAUAGUUGUUUACCAAUU
Brenthis ino (lesser marbled fritillary) is the source of this 1962-nucleotide messenger RNA. The record is from the annotation of a GenBank genome assembly. Lineage: Eukaryota; Metazoa; Arthropoda; Insecta; Lepidoptera; Nymphalidae.